UCUCCCUCCUCAUAACCACAUGAAAAUCACAACAGCAAAUUCCUAAAUCCUGCAUUCCCUCAUCCCUCCACGGUACAUAACCGCACCCCAUCCCCUGCUUCAUAUAACACACAUUUUCAACUCUCCUUCCCUUCCUCUUUCUCUCUCGAAGACAAUAAGAUUAAUGGAGGAGGAUCGGAGGAGGAGGAAGGUGAAUCUCGCCAGCAGACAGCCAUUCUUAACCUCACUGAAGUCUCAGCUGAAGGAGACAUUCUUUCCAGACGACCCGUUCCGACAUUUUGCGGGUCAGCCCCCGGCACGAAGGGUUUGGAGUGCAAUUUCGUAUUUUGUUCCCAUUCUGCAAUGGAUGCCGGACUACUCUCUCGCCUUCUUCGGCAACGAUUUCUUCGCCGGCGUCACCAUUGCUAGCCUGGCUGUUCCUCAGGGAAUCAGCUACGCCAAGCUCGCCCAGAUCCCGCCCAUUAUCGGACUCUAUUCGAGUUUCGUGCCGCCGCUGGUGUACGCGGUGUUUGGGAGUUCAAAGAACAUGGCGGUGGGGCCGGUGGCGGCGGCGUCGCUUCUUAUGGCGGCGAUCAUACAGGAGAGCGUAUCGCUGGAAAAGGAGCCGGAGAGAUACGUUUACACGAUCAUGACCUCCGCGUUCUUCACCGGACUUCUGCAGUUCUCUCUCGGCAUCUUCCGGCUUGGAAUAAUAGUAGAUUUUUUGGCGAGGUCAACCAUAACGGGAUUCAUGGGAGGGACGGCCAUGAUCAUCAUAUUACAGCAGCUAAAAGGCUUACUAGGCCUCAAGCAUUUCACCAACAAAACUGAUUUCAUCUCCGUCCUUCAUGCUAUCUUCCAAUACCGAUCCGAGAGGUAUUAUGUUGCAUCUGAAUUAAUGAUAUGUCCCUUCUCAAAAUCAGCUGUGAAUUAUCAUGCUGGAUGCAAGACGCCGAUGGCAAACGCAGUGAUGUCAGUAUGCAUGAUUCUGGUGCUUUUGUUCUUAGCUCCACUGCUGAAGUACACGCCACUUGUGGCUCUCGCCGCCAUUAUCAUCGUUGCCAUGAUCGGUGUCAUCGAGCUUCAUGAGAUUCGACAUCUCUUUAGGGUUGACAAAUUCGACUUCUGCCUUUGCAUGGCUGCACUUCUCGGUGUUCUCUUCAUUAACAUGAAGACAGGCCUUGCCAUGUCGUUUCUGCUGUCAUUAAUAAGAGCACUGCUACAUGUGGCAAGGCCUGUCACACGUAAGCUAGGAUACUUUCCUGGAACGGAUCUCUACCGCGACAUUGACCAAUAUCCAGACUCCACGGACAUAUCUGGCAUUCUGAUCAUACAGCUCGGCUCUCCCAUGUAUUUCGCCAAUGCCGGUUAUCUUAGAGAGAGGAUUUUAAGGUGGGUGGAAGGUGAAGAAAAUAGAAUUAAGGAGACGAGUAGCCCGGAUUUACAGUAUGUUAUAUUCGAUAUGAGCGGGGUGUCUGCCAUUGACAACAGUGGCAUUGGAAUGAUGUUGGAUACUCACAAAAUGCUUCUGAAGAAGGGGAUCAAGGUGGCAUUAACAAACCCAAGCAUAAAAGUGGUGGAGAAGUUGUCAGUGGCAAAUUUUAUAGAAGCGAUAGGGGAAGAGUGGUUCUUUUUCUCGAUUAGCGAUUGGUUCUUUCUCUCGAUUAGCGAUGCGGUUGCCGGUUGUCAUUUUGCCAUGCAAGAGGCCAAUUAA
Phalaenopsis equestris is the source of this 1693-nucleotide messenger RNA. Its product is annotated as probable sulfate transporter 3.5. The coding region runs from base 164 to 1693 and encodes 509 amino acids. Gene Ontology annotation, cellular component: membrane. Gene Ontology annotation, molecular function: secondary active sulfate transmembrane transporter activity. The transcript has 9 exons. The record is from RefSeq and is a predicted model, not a curated record. Gene Ontology annotation, biological process: transmembrane transport. NCBI's taxonomy places the organism in Eukaryota, Viridiplantae, Streptophyta, Magnoliopsida, Asparagales, Orchidaceae.